UUCAUGACAUGUUCAAAAUAGGCUGUUUUGUCAGUGAAGCAAGCCUCAGUUGUGUAUUUUUUCAGUGAUUCAUAAUAGUUAUGAUGGGCUUCAGAUCUUGUUCAUUUAUUGGUAUGCAAAUAGGUUGACCAUUUUCAACAACGUUUUCAUUCCUUGACCGGUAAGGUCCAUGCAUAGAAAAUGUACGACAUUUCGCGAGAAAAAAUUUGAGCUGAGGAAUUCCGUACUGACUGAUUUACCCGGUGACACUGAAUCCCAUUAUCAUUGUUAUUUUGGAACAUGCCUUCUACUUCUGUUUGGUACAGUGAUCUACGAUUUCCUGUGUUUCAACCAAGUACCAUUUGAUAUUAGACUAAUACAUACUGCUUUUGGGAAGUUUGAUGUCGUUAUAUACUCAUGGAUGCUAUUCAUGUUGUUGACUUGCUUAUGUUACUAUUGUUUCAACAUAUGGGCUAAUGUGAGAUCCAAGUCAUUCAUGGAAGCGGAUGAAUUGAGAAUGUGGAAUAAUGUUUGGGCCAUUAUAUUGGUAGGGUAUUUCGUUGUUUCUUUCUGGCUAUCAUCAUACAUUGUUUCAACAUAUCAGCUUCCUCCAGCAUCGGCAUCCAUUGUUCUACUAGAACAGGUACGACUUUCGAUGAAAGUAUAUGCAUUUAUCAGAACAAGUGCAAAAACCGUUCUCCAGAUUGAUCCUCUACGAAAACAGAACGUGAAUCGUGCAAAAUUUUCGCAGUAUUCUUUUUUCUUAUUUGCACCUACUUUAGUGUUCAGUACGGAUUAUCCGAG
Molecule: messenger RNA, 783 nt
Organism: Leptinotarsa decemlineata (Colorado potato beetle)
Lineage: Eukaryota; Metazoa; Arthropoda; Insecta; Coleoptera; Chrysomelidae
Product: sterol O-acyltransferase 1
Biological process (GO): cholesterol metabolic process
Cellular component (GO): endoplasmic reticulum membrane
Source: RefSeq, a predicted model, not a curated record